AUUGGAGUAAAUACAAUGGAAAGUAGAAUAAUAAUAACAAUCGUAUUAUACUGUAAUAAUAUUGGAAGGUACUAAGCUCGCCAAAAUUUUACGUAAAUUGGCUUCGCAUUUAUAUGCGUAUGUAGAAAUAAUAAUAAGAUAUUAGUUUGUUAUGUGGGUCAUACUUUGUGUUCAGUGUUGAUUUUCAGAACCUGCUAACGAGAGUGGUGCCUGAAAAAUAAAGAUGUCGGAAGAAGGCAGUAGCGCCACAUCAACCCCUACACACAGCAGUCCUUUCUCUGCUAAGUUUUCCACAUGUUCUCCAACCAAAAGUUCAGCUGACAGUACAGACUCACAAGAUAUGUUUCAAAUGGUGAGUUCCCGGUUCAUUCUCCGACCUUCCCCUCUUGCAGCACAAGCAGAAAAAUUAAAGACGAAUGGUUCUACCACUAGUGAAUCCCAGAGUUUAACCUUUACAAGCCAUAAACAGGAAGAUAAAGAAAAUAAAAUUGUUUUAGACAACACGGAACAACUGGAAGAAAGUGACACACUACAUUUGAGUAGUAACAGUAGUAAUGGGGCAAAGAAACAAGUGACGUCUUCCAUUUCAAGGUCUUCUGAGACUUUUAGGUCCAGUGAUGACAGUCCUUUUAAAUCACUGUUUAAAUCUGAAUGUAGCAAAUCAUCAGGACCAUCAGAGCCUAUAGUCACUUCAGGCCCCACAAACUUUGUGUUUGGACAAAACCUUCAUGAACGUGUAGUGACUUAUGAAGAUCCAGGAAGUGACUCAUCUUCAAGCAUUUCCAAUCAAUUAAAUUUUCAGGCUUUUCAGAAAAGUUCAUCAGAAGAUGAAAGACAAGAAUGCACAGGGAAAACAGCCAAGAGUUUGACAGAAUCAGCUGAAGAGUAUCAAGCUAGACAAGUUAAAAGAAAGUAUGAGGAAGUUACUGUGGUAACAGGAGAAGAAGGAGAAUCCAAUGUUCUCCAGAUCAACUGCAAACUUUUUGCAUUUGAAAAAAAUAGUUCUUGGGUAGAGAAGGGCCGUGGUAUGUUGCGACUGAAUGAUCGAGAGGUGGAUGGGACAUUGCAAUCACGACUCGUGAUGCGAACCCAAGGUAGUCUACGACUAGUACUCAACACCAAAGUGUGGGCAGGAAUGUCACUGGAACAAGCUAGCCAUAAAACUAUUCGUCUUAGUGCAGUGGAGACAGAUGGAGUCAAGGUUUAUCUCAUAAUGGCAAAUCCCAAAGAUGCAGAGCAGCUUUUCAGUGCCCUGGAAUGUCGAGUGGCUACUUUAAAAUCACUUGAUGAUAAUUGGAGUGUUAGCAAUCUAGCUACACAAGCAUCAGUGGGUUCUUACGAUGAUGAUGACACCACCACAUCUGACUGUGAAUCUGAAGUAAAAAGGCCUCGACAUAUGGAAGGUACCCAAUCAGGAGAAGCUGAUAGCACUACAGGAGUGGCUCCACAGCUCCGCCUACAGCACACCCCACCUCCUGAAAUUGGCAUUGAUUCUAGCAGCAAUGCAAGCUUGUAGUGUACCACCUGUUAUAAAUAUAUGUACAAAAUCUUACAUUCAGUUACAUUUACUCACUUCUGAGUUUCUAGUAAAUAUUAUAGUUUUCUUACAAACCCAGAUAUGUGUUUUGUGUUUUUGUAGCAUCUUUAUUUCCCUGCCAAAAAUAAAUCAGAAAAAAAUCAGCAUGAACUGCAAUCAUAUAGGCAUUUUUGAGGUUAUUCUGAAGUGAAUUCAGUGUAUUUUAAAUAGACUUCAAAACAUUAAAUAUUUUUGUGAUUUGUUCUAAUUUUAAUAUUUCCCAAAACAUGGAAAUGUUAUAGAAUACAAAACCUGGAAUAAUUUUGAAAGUACAUGAUUUUUUUCUUUGGUUUUUAACAAUAACUUUCUGUCUUGUGUGUAUGUAACCAAAACAUAUUGUGAAUAAAAACUUGUAACCAAUGGGCAUAUUUUGUUUAUAGUGUAAAAAUUUCUAAGUAAAUAAUAAAUGUUUUCUACUCUUUAUCUAAAAUUACGAUAUCUCCUUUGAAGUUAAGAUUUGCAGUAUUAAACAUCCUUUGCCUAUUCCUUCAAAGAUCGUACUAAGCUGUUUUUGUUUUAAAAGUUCACUUAAAGUCUGAUCAGGAUGUCAGUUUAGAUUAAUGUCUUAGAAAAAGAAAUUGUUAUACCUAUUUCCCUAAGAGAAUGAUACUACAGUGUUGGUAAGAAAGUACGUAUAGAUAACAUUAUCUGAAUGUUUUAGUCCCAUUUUAUGAGAUCUGUUUAUUAAGUGUCAAACCUUUCUUGUGUAAUAGUUGAUGCAAUUUUCUAUUCAGUUUUGACUCUCUUUCUAGGGUAGAAUGUUUAGUUUAACUGUACUUUUCAUUAAGUUUAAAUUUCACUGAGUCUGCAUCAGUGCUUGGAGACUUUUUAGUUUAUUUUAAUGGUCGUUUAUAAUGGUAACAGUUAAUCUCUUUUUGAAAGAAAUACAGCUUACAAUAACUUGAGUUUAGAAUAAUUUACAAGGGUAAAAUUAAUUUUAAAAAUUAAUUAAAAAAGCACAAACAAUUCCCUAAUAAAAGGAUUGCAUCCUCAUAAAUGUAAAAGUUCUUACACUUCUUUGAUUUUUUUGGUUUAUGAACAUUUUGGUAUGUUUAUUUUUGGCCCCUGCAGUUUUUUUUAUAAAUAAUAUUUGAUAGCAUUUUGGCAAAAAUCUGAGUGGACUUUUUGGUAUUUUUUGCAGAUAAUAAUAAUAAUAGCUUAGAGGUUUUGCUAUGAGAAUUUAUGUAAAGUGUAAUCUACUUUAAAACUUGUGAAUGUUUCCGUGUACUCAGUUUUGUCUGUGCAGAAAUAUUUUGAUGAGCAUUAGAGUCUAAACGUUUCGUUUUUUAACAAUACAAUUUAUUGUAUUAAUUUCUUGUCUACUCAGUUCUUAUGGGAAGGUUUAUUCUUGAUUAAAGCAGCAAUUCUCUGUUGUUAAUAUUGUAUUUAAUCACCUUUAAUCAUUCUUCAACAUCUUCCAAGUUAUCUUACAUAGAGACAAACCAUCAGACUUUCGAACUGUAAUGUUUUCUAUAUUAAUAAAUAAAUAAAAACUGAACUUCAGUCAUAUAAUCUUUGCAAAGUUCCACACUGGUAGUUAUCGUGGGUUAUAAAUAUGAGAAUCUGAAACCCACCAGAUUGCACAUGUAGUUGUGAGAAGUUUAUUCUUGAGUUAAAUUUCUCUUUAUCCCAAUUUUUUGUGUAUGUUUUAUAAUGCCCCUUUUUUUCAGUAACCAAAUGAAAGUGUAUGAAACUUUUAUUAACAAAAUAUUUAUUAUAAUUGUACCAAAUAAUAAUAAGGCUUGCGGUCACGUGCUUUAUCAAAUGAUUUAAUAAUGUUUCAAUUUAACUGCUUGUUUAUCAAAGGGGCGUACUUCGUACACUUGCUGUUUUUAUUCCCAGGGGCCAUAUAAGCAUAUUUUGACAAGGGCUUGUCGUACUGAAUCCAGUGUCGUGAUUUGUAGAGCCUUGAAUAAAAUAUGUACAAUAAAUCCAUUUCUAAACUUUUAA
Molecule: messenger RNA, 3526 nt
Organism: Limulus polyphemus (Atlantic horseshoe crab)
Lineage: Eukaryota; Metazoa; Arthropoda; Merostomata; Xiphosura; Limulidae
Product: ran-binding protein 3-like
Exons: 10
Coding region: 224-1516 (430 amino acids)
Biological process (GO): protein export from nucleus
Cellular component (GO): nuclear pore; cytoplasm
Molecular function (GO): GTPase activator activity
Source: RefSeq, a predicted model, not a curated record